AUGGAGAAUAGGACAGAAGUGACACAAUUCAUCCUACUAGGAGUAACUGACACCUCAGAACUGCAGGUCCCCCUCUUUAUCAUUUUCACUUUCAUUUAUCUCAUCAAUGUGACUGGAAACUUGGGGAUGAUCAUCUUGAUUUUAUCGAACUCUCAUCUCCACACUCCCAUGUACUUUUUCCUUAGUAAUCUGUCUUUGGUCGACUUUAGUUACUCCUCAGCUGUCACUCCCAAAGUCAUGGCUGGAUUACUUAUAGGUGACAAAAUCAUUUCAUAUAAUGCAUGUGCAGCUCAAAUGUUUUUGUUUGUAGGCUUUGCCACUGUGGAAAAUUACCUCUUGGCAUCAAUGGCCUAUGAUCGCUAUGCAGCAGUGUGUAAACCCCUACAUUACACCCGGACCAUGACGACAAGUGUGUGUGCUCAUCUGGCCAUAGGCUCCUACAUCUGUGGUUUCCUGAAUGCCUCUAUCCAUGUUGGGGACAUAUUUAGUCUUUUUUUCUGUAAGUCAAAUACGGUCCAUCACUUUUUCUGUGAUGUUCCAGCAGUCAUGGCUCUCUCUUGCUCUGAUAAACACAUUAAUGAGGUGGUUCUUGUUUUUCUGUCGAGCUUUAAUGUCUUUUUUGCUCUUCUUGUUAUAUUGAUUUCCUACCUAUUCAUAUUUUUAACCAUCUUAAAUAUGCACUCAGCUCAAGGGCACCAAAAGGCUUUGUCCACCUGUGCUUCCCAUCUCACUACAGUCUCCAUCUUCUAUGGGACAGUCAUCUUCAUGUAUUUACAGCCCAGCUCCAGCCAUUCCAUGGACACAGACAAAAUGGCAUCUGUCUUCUAUUCUAUGGUCAUCCCUAUGCUGAACCCUGUGGUCUACAGCCUAAGGAACAAAGAAGUCAAGUAUGCAUUCAAGAAGGUGGUUGAGAAGGGAAAUUUUUCUAAAGAUUUGGGAUGUUAA
This is a messenger RNA of Equus caballus (horse), 945 nucleotides long. NCBI's taxonomy places the organism in Eukaryota, Metazoa, Chordata, Mammalia, Perissodactyla, Equidae. The record is from RefSeq and is a predicted model, not a curated record.